AUGCCUGAGCUCUUCAGGUCGUUGACAGAAGAGAUGACAACAGACAUCUUCGUUGAACGAAGGCAUCAGUACUCCUGCCCACCCAACAGCUCUCCUCGGAGACCUGACGGGUUCUUUGAGGAUACCCCGUUUAGCCUAACAAGACGAUGUGUGCAUUAUAGCCUGUGCAACAUCCACCAUAUCGUACGAACAUGGGAUGGUCAGGACAUGAUGAUCAUCCUUGUAUCAGACAGCAUGAGGGGCAUGGAUAAUCCCGCACUCCUCCGCCGAGUCGCCUGGCCUCCUUCCGUUUAUCUGCAGGACAACCACUGCCUGCCCACGUUGCAGGAAGUCGUCAUCGGAAACCUCGUCUUCGGGAGUGACAAAUGCUCACUGGAAAACCUUCGGCUAGGCUUUCGAAUUCAUGCUGCAAACAUUGUCCUCGGGUAUCUCCAUUCUCUCAAGGUUGCGCACCGUGAUCUUUUCUGCGACAACUUCCUGGCCCGCUGUCGCAAUGUUGGUCAUGACGAGACGUCUUGGCGUCGUCCACGUUUAUAUCUGAUCGAUUUCGAGUUGGCGACCGUGUUCGGAUCAUCGACAGCCGCCCGAGACGAUGUCUGUCCAUGGGCCCCCACUGAGCUGGGAAGAACGGGGAAUCUGUUGCUGAUGAUGAGCGCUAGCGAAUCCGCUGAGGAGUUUCCAUCGUUGCACGCCUUCGUGCCAAUGGAAUGA
Molecule: messenger RNA, 711 nt
Organism: Guyanagaster necrorhizus
Lineage: Eukaryota; Fungi; Basidiomycota; Agaricomycetes; Agaricales; Physalacriaceae
Exons: 7
Coding region: 1-711 (236 amino acids)
Source: RefSeq, a predicted model, not a curated record